This is a messenger RNA of Aureobasidium namibiae CBS 147.97, 1818 nucleotides long. RefSeq names its product MFS general substrate transporter. Gene Ontology annotation, biological process: transmembrane transport. The transcript has 2 exons. Gene Ontology annotation, molecular function: transmembrane transporter activity. NCBI's taxonomy places the organism in Eukaryota, Fungi, Ascomycota, Dothideomycetes, Dothideales, Saccotheciaceae. Bases 1 to 1818 code for a protein of 605 amino acids. The record is from RefSeq and is a predicted model, not a curated record.
AUGCCGCCGCGAUCCUCGUCGCUGAAGCCAUACCAGCUCAAUACACAUGUCGACCGCACGCCGCAAUUGCCAUCCGGAGCGACGACCCCACUGGCCCAUCUGCCUGCACCAGGCCUGGUGACAUAUCCCCCCGAACCUGCCACAUGGACCAACAUGCCCAACAAGGGCCAGCUCGCCCUGCUUGCUGCGAGUCGCUUCGUCGAUUUCUUCCAGAUGGCCGCCCUGCAAACAUACAUGGUACACCAGCUCAAGAGCUUCGAUCGCAGCCAGCCCGACUCGCUCAUAUCCCAUCAGGCAGGUGUGCUCCAGGGCAGCUUUACUGCUGCCCAAAUCGUCACGAGUAUCCUCUGGGGCCGUGCUGCGGAUCAACCAGGAGUAGGCAGAAAAUUGGUCCUCAACAUUGGAAUGGUCGGUACAGCGAUUGGGUGUAUCGGUGUCGGCUUCAGUACAAGUUAUCAGCAGGCAGUCGCUUGGAGAGUCUUGAGUGGAGCCAUCAACGGCACGGUAGGAGCGGCUAGGACCAUGGUCGCAGAACGUACGGACAAGCGCUGGCAUCCUCGCGCUUUCUUGCUCCUUCCUGCUGCUUUCAAUGUUGCCAAUGUCUUGGGUCCGAUCCUUAGCGGUCUUCUCGCUGACCCGGUAGCGGCUUAUCCUCAUCUGUUCGGUCCCAACUCGACCUUCGGCGGCGCAGAAGGCAUUGCCUGGAUGAAGAACCACCCCUACGCCGCACCCAAUCUCCUCUGCAGUCUUCUACUCAUAAUUGAAGCACUACUCUGUACCUUCUUCCUUGACGAAACCCUCAAGGGCUUCACCGAAGUCGACGUGGGCGCUUUCAACCCGCUAACAGUUGCUAAGGGCAUCUGGAACCGUCUGUACGAGGUCAAGAACAAAGGCUACAAAUUGGUCGGCGAGACAGCCAUGGCCCGCAGAGGACUUUUGUCGGGUCGUGAGGAGGGAAGCAUCGAACUCGACCGCAUCGCCGACGCAAACGAAAUCCGUGAGAGACAGGACUCGCACGCUUCACGACCAAUGCAGCGUCUACCUUUCCGUCGUGUGUGGACACCCAACGUAUGCUGGACUCUUUUGUCGAUCGCCAUAUUCGAUUUCCAUAUGGGAGCCUUCUCAACUCUGUGGAUUUUGUUCCUAUCUACAUCCCGCGAGUUCGUGCCUGGGAACAGCACAGACGGCAAACCGCAAAAGCAAGAAAGAGGUGUUUUCAAGUUCGGAGGCGGUCUCGCUUUCCCACCUCCUACGAUCGGACUCGCUAUGGCCAUCAUCGGCUUCAUCGGCAUCAUCCUCCAAUUCGUGCUCUACCCACGCGCGAAUGCGAGAUUCGGCCUCAUGCGCUGUUUCCGCUCUUCACUUUUCCUGUUUCCUCUAGCGUACUUUUUAGCACCUUACAUCGCACUCAUGCCCUCUGACUCUGCUUCGCCAGCCCCAGCAUCAGGGUUCUGGAUCUGGCUCGGCAUCGGCGGCGUUGUGUUCCUUCAAGUCGCUGCUCGCACUUUUGCACUUCCUGCCUCUAUCUUGUUGCUUAACAAUAGUUCUCCCCAUCCUUCUGUGUUGGCUACCAUCCACGGUUUGGGGCAAGCGGAUAGUGCGGCGUUCAGAACCAUUGGACCUAUAUUGUCGGCGUCUUGGUAUGGUAUGUGGCUUGAAAGAGGUGUAGUGGGCAUGGCAUGGUGGUACGUUGCUGCCAUCUCGGCUUUGGGGGCUGCAGCGAGUUUCAAAGUCAGGAAUGGAAAUGGGCAUGAGAUCAUGUUGCCUGGAGAAGAGGAGAGAGCCGAUGAGCAAGCGCCUGAGCCGACGAGGAAGUAG